Molecule: messenger RNA, 2010 nt
Organism: Suillus clintonianus
Lineage: Eukaryota; Fungi; Basidiomycota; Agaricomycetes; Boletales; Suillaceae
Exons: 9
Coding region: 1-2010 (669 amino acids)
Source: RefSeq, a predicted model, not a curated record
AUGGUGCGCCCAAACACUCGUCCUAAAAAUGCGAACCAGCAUCCUGGUGAGAUCCUCCUCCAAAACAAGAGGAAAAGGUGCACCGCUCGUCAAAUCCAGGAAGACAAUGACCAAGCCAAGCAUGAGCGGCAGGAGAAAGAAGCCGCUGAUCAAUGCACCACCAAGAAGAUUGCGUCUAUUGAAGACAAGAAGGCGUUGAAGGACUUGAAGAUCCUUUUGCAUGCGCCAAAGCCUCAGCCUCGGGCGCGUCCUGUGUCGAAGUCGAAGGUGAGCCAGCUGAACAUUGAGGAUGACGAGGAGAUUGUAGAAGCAGCUGAGAUGGGGGAUGUCGAAAUGGAGGACGUUGCUGCAGGCGAUAAUGAUGGCGAUAAGGACUUUCAACCAAGUGAGGAGGAGAAUGAAGAGGUGCAGCCGAGGAAUAAGCGUGUCCAGAAGACAGCAUAUCGUGAGGCUGUCCAUGCUGAGCGAAAUGUUAAUAAUACAGGCAUCAACAUGACUCACAAUCAGAAUUCGAAGGUCGAUAUAUCAGAUCAGGCUGAUCCAACGGCACGUGGUGACCAGAAAGGCAAGAAAGGAGUUGCGGAUGUCUGCACAGCCAAGGAUGACUAUGCGGGGAUGGGAAAAACAAAGGACUGGGCUGAGAAACUUGCAACAAGCAAGUUGCUCCGCCCUCAACUUGAAAAUCUUCGCACUGAAUCACACAGACGCGUGUCCUCAGUCACCACCUCGACUGCCGUUUCAAAGAUCUCAAAAUUGACUAGUGCCAGCGCUAAUCCCACUGGCAGCCCGCACCCCACAAACAAUGUUCAAGGCAAUCUUGAAGAACCUACCACAGUGUUUCUGGACGAGGACAAUUCACUUGAGCGUGAGGCUGCUUUCAAGGCUACCAAAAAGCCUGGUGCCAGGCAUACAACUUCUGCGGAUAUAUUGGAAGUCAGUGAUAACAGUUUAUCACCGCCUCCAUCGCGACCAAAGAAACGCUCACCAAUAAUGGCAAGGACCGAGUCCUUCUCCUCCCCCCCUCCUCGUGCCCCCCCUUCUACGCAACCAUCCAGAGCCACCGCCAGACCGGCGUCAGCAUCAAUAGCCAGCCCCCCCCUUCGAAACGAAGCAAAGACAGAGCCACAGAGCAAGAGUGUCACGUCACGCCACAAUGGCAGUGGCGCCAAUCACCGGUACCAGAAUGAUGACCUUCCUGAGGGAUGCCAGGAUGGUAAUACCUGGCGCCGGGUGUUCAUACCAACUGUCGCACACUGGGCUGGUGGAGAAGUUGAGCCUUGGGGUCCUGAAGACGAAGAUUUAAGGGACGCCAUGCAGGAGAUCUGGAACUACAUAUACCGGGGUAAGAUUCAGCAUGAGAUCUCCAGAUCUGGUGCCGUUUUAAAAGUGGCCAAACAACGCCUUAUGGAAUGGCUGUGGAGGGACGCUGAUUUUUUGGAUCCUGCGGCUCGCGAGGACUUUUCAAGGGCCAUGCUGAAGCAUAACCGGUUCAUUUUCAGGGAUAAUUCAGGACUCGUUCCCAAGGACUGGACGGGUAUGUGGAGAUCCCCCUUCGUACUUCAGACAUUCGCAUCACACCUCAAUUUCACCUUCGGCCGUGUUGAAGUCCCCGACCUUGACACCGAGAGCAUUAGUGCGCGGGCUGCAUUUGCCCUCGCUGUUACUGCUGUUUAUCGUACUCUUCAGCUCAUCAUUGAUGGGAACCUCACCUUCGAAGUCAUUCAAGAAUCCCGCAGCAAACGCAAAGGUGCGAAGACCGACGGCGGCGAUAUCUGGACCCCCAUCAUCGCGAAGGGCGAGCAGUUUGCUUUCAGCAAACCUAUCUGGGGGCACAUGACCAUCAAACUCAUGGGCCCCAUCGUGGCGCUUUCCGACGAUGCCUUUGCGAGCAUUAUUGCGGAGGCACAACAGUAUGCCAAGCACGCGAAAAGUAUCGGGAACUCGAGGACUACCACCAGUGACGCGCCUGACGAGGAUGACGUGUUCACUGACCUAUUUGCAUUCCGUUGA